This is a messenger RNA of Cordyceps militaris CM01, 2418 nucleotides long. RefSeq names its product fungal specific transcription factor domain protein. Gene Ontology annotation, cellular component: nucleus. The record is from RefSeq and is a predicted model, not a curated record. Gene Ontology annotation, molecular function: DNA-binding transcription factor activity, RNA polymerase II-specific; DNA binding; zinc ion binding. Lineage: Eukaryota; Fungi; Ascomycota; Sordariomycetes; Hypocreales; Cordycipitaceae. The transcript is spliced from 4 exons. Bases 1 to 2418 code for a protein of 805 amino acids. Gene Ontology annotation, biological process: DNA-templated transcription.
AUGAACGAGGCGAGGUCGUUGGAGGGCAAUGCACGCAAGUACCGCUCCAAGAAGCAGCGGCCAUGCGACCUCUGCCGGACGCGCAAGAUCCACUGCAAACUGCAGGCCGAUGGCGCCGAAUGCGAGCUUUGCCGGAGGCUUGAACGGCGGUGCACUUUUGUUCUCGGGCCCUUGCGGCGCAAGUAUCGUGCUCGCGACGGAAAGGAGGAUGAAGUGCCCCGACGACGGCGAGCAAGUGAGAAUCAGUUUGAGGUGCCUGCUUCUGGCAAUGGGCCACCUGCACUCAAUGCUGCCGAGGCCAACCAGACUGAGGGCAUGAGUAUGGACCUGGGAGACGGUGAUUUGUGGGCGCUGCCAGCCGACAUGCGACAACCAUUCGCUAUCCAGGACAUGUCCAGUAUCAUGGGCUACUAUGGGCUGGGUGGCAACGGCGGAGGAAUUUUCGCUGCAAGUAAUGGCGCAUCGGGGAUUGGCGGUGAUGGGAUCGGCAUGAUGUUCACCGAGCCAUCGGCAGACCUUGGACUCGAUCCUGGCUUUAUCCCGGCUGCACUGUCACCGACCAAUCUCAACACAGCCCGUUUAAUUCGUCAGGGCACACCGUCGACGAGCACGUCGAGCGGGUCACAUUCGGAAGCCAACAGCUCCAUCAACCAGCCUCUCCAGCCUGGCGAUGAGUUAAGUCGACGAGAAAGCACGGCUCAGCAGGUCCUGGCCCACGACCACAACUCACAAUCGUCAUCAUGGCCAGUCGAGUUCUCGCUGGAAGCCAAAAAGGGAUACUCAAACCACUUAAUCGGUCUCUCGUGCGAGUCAGAUCCGUUUCUUUUAAAGCAUUACAAGUACAACGCCUACGACAACUAUCACAUGUUCCGUCUCGACUUCCGACGAGUUGGCAACGACGCUCAGACAUGGAGCAGGCGUGAAAUGCCUAGCAGUGGCACCCAGCCAAUUACUGCCCACGUCCCGAUGCAGUUCAUGAUGAGCGACGAGGCGAUCUGGAAAGAAGACUUGAAGGCGACGGAGAGGUACUUGUCUGGUGAGGGCACUGAAGCUGCAGAUCAGGCGCUGCUCAACAAGAUCAUAGAGCCAGAGCUCGGAAGAAUUCUAGUCAAACUGUACUCGAGAUUUGUCCACCCUCGAUAUCCCGUCUUCUCAUUCACGGAUAUCAGGCGCAUGCUAGACCCCAACACCAUCUUACAUGUUCCCGUCGGCAUUCGGAGUGCCGUCUACGCCCUCGCAGCGCCAUUCACCUUUCUAGAUGACGAACUCAGUGUCUCAAACGGCUACCUCGCUGUACCGACCGACGACCUCUGGGACGUCGCCCAUCGCAGCUUCCAGCGCGAUAGCUGCUUCUCACACUUGUCAUUGUUGCAGCUAUGUCUUUUAAUGCUGCACAUGCCGCCGCAAAACUUGGUCGUCGCCGAGCCUUCCAAAUUCUGGGCUCUCUCAUGCUCAGCUGUGGCGAUUGCAGAGAACCUGGGAGUAAACAUCGAUCCGAAAGAUUGGAAAUUGCCGAGAGAGGAGGUUAUCCUACGUCGCCGGCUGUGGUGGCUGACCUAUGUUGGACAUACAUGGCAUGCCCUCGUCUGUGGCCGACCUUCUCAUAUACAUGAGUCCAACUGGUGUGUUUCCAGCCUGACCGAGGAUGAUUUCGAGCAGGGUCCCCAAGAUCCGAACAUCCGCGAGGCGGUCGCACAGCACACACCCAUUUGUCUGGCUCAAUGUGAACUCGGUGUCAUCGCCGCAGAUGUCUUGAAGGAAUUCUAUUCUGUGAGGGCAAACUACUCCGAGUCACUCACAUUAACGGCCCUCCUCAGCAGAGCGCAAAGACUUCGAACACGCAUAGAGAGCUGGAGGCAGACAUUGCCAUUUCUCUCAAAACCUGUUCUGGAAUUAAACGAGCAGGACUUUGAGAAUGGUGCCAUUUUGCGACUGCAGCACUUGACGCUUGAGAUGUUGAUCUUCCGCGCUCUACUGCGACCAUUAUCGAAUGACCAAGUAUCGUCUUUGGAAAAGUGCCAGGAGCCAAUCUCGACCAUCUACGAGAAUUGCCACGUCUGCGCCAGCAUAGCGACGGAGAUGGUGUCCAUGUUACGGGCAAAACAUUUCGCCAGCUUCUGGCCUCACUAUACACGUUACCAACUUUGCUACGUUUCGACGUUGCUUCUGCUCAUCCUAGCCCAGUCAGCAACACGGGAGAUGGCGGUACGGAACAAGACGCUGCUAGACAAAUGGAGGGAUACGCUGCGCAUGCAGGCAAGAGCUUGGCCACUGGCUCGUCUUGCAGCGAUGAGACUAGACGCGUCAUUCUGGAAGGGCAUCUCAUCGGUCAUUCACGGUGCAGGACCGGAAAGUCCGGCCCUUCAGCUUCUGAAGGAGUCUGAGUCUGCCAAGGAAGGCAGCGAGGCACCAUCCUGA